GUGUGGAGAACACAAGACCUCGCCGGGUCCAAGUUCCUCCCGUGCUCUCACCGGCAGCCAUUGUCAUUGAAACUCCCCCCCUUCAUUGCUGCCUUACCCUCCCCAGUGCCAGCCGUGCCACCGCGCAAGCCUUAAACUGAACCCGGGAGCAGCACAACCUUUUCCUGUCGUCUCCAGCAUCGGGAGUGUAUCUAAGCUAGAGACCACCGCAAGAAGAAGAAGCCAUGGCCAGAGAUAAGAAGAAGGAGAACGAUGGCAGCUGGAAGAAAUUUCUCUGGGACCCCGAGAAGAAGGAGUUCAUAGGCAGGACGGGCAGCAGCUGGUUUAAAAUCCUCCUCUUCUAUCUGGUUUUCUACGGCUGUCUAGCUGGUAUAUUUAUUGGGACCAUCCAAGUGCUUCUGUUGACCCUCAGUGUAUAUGAACCAAAGUAUCAGGAUCGCGUCGCCCCCCCAGGAUUGAGCCAAGUACCCAGAGCUGUGAAGGCAGAACUCUCCUUUAACCUGAACGAACCAUCUUCUUAUGAAGACUAUGUGGCUAGCAUUGCUAAAUUAUUAAAUCAGUAUAACUCCAGCCAACAAGGAGACUUGGCGGUUUUUGAAGACUGCGGUGAUAAACCUAAAGGCUACAUUGACCGUGGGUCAAUCAGUCCAGAUAAUGGCGAAAAGAGAUCCUGUCAAUUUAAGAGGGAAUGGCUUGGAAAAUGCUCUGGUUUGAAUGAUACAACCUUUGGCUUUAGCGAAGGCAAGCCCUGUCUGAUUGUGAAACUUAACAGGAUCGUAGGAUUUAAACCAAAGCCUACAAAUGUAGAUGUUCCUGUUGCCGUUGCCAAUCUGACUGAACACAUCAUUCCUCUCUACUGUACAGGAAGGAGACCCGAGGAUACAGACCACAUUUUUGACAUUCAGUAUUACGGCAUGGGCGGAUACCCUGGAUUCCCCUUGAACUACUAUCCUUACUAUGGAAAGCUGCUACAACCCAAGUAUCUACAACCCCUUAUUGCUGUGCAAUUGAUAAACAUUACCAUGGACACGGAAGUUCGUAUCGAGUGCAGGGCAUACGGCGCGAACCUAAAGCUGAGCGAGAAAGACCGUUUUCAGGGACGCUUCGAUAUAAAGGUUGAAAUUAAAAAAAGCUGAUCGUAGGCGCUGACUGUAAUACCAUAAUCUAAAAUUUAAAAAGAAAAAAAACUUUUAGUCUUGAACAAACUGUCAUGUAUGGGACCUUCACUAAAUAUAUAUGCUUUACACUAGCUUUCUGCAUUUACUAGGGUUAGAAUGUAAAAUCAAGGUGUAGCAAUAGCAACAAGUAUUUAUUUUACUGUAAAUGAGAGAAACUAAUAAAUGACUUGAACCUUGGGAGAUGCCCGUUAUGCUGUAAAAUAUGAUUCCAUAAUCAAAAUGUAGUGAGCAAUGUUUUUGGCCCCAGAAUGUUGCUACAUUGUGUAUUUUAUCUUAUUUGUGUGUAUUAUACAGUAGCAGAUGUGCAGACGCUACACUUUCCGCCAAGCCAUGUGUUUUUUUGUUUUUUUUUGUUUAGUUUUUUUUGUGAGCAAGCUUUUAGUCCAAGGUGUAAAUACUCUGUAUUGGGAAUAAAACUGGCAUGGUAGUGGGAUGGCCAACCAUUGAGAAUAUUUCAUAGCAC
Messenger RNA from Bufo bufo (common toad), 1641 nucleotides. RefSeq names its product ATPase Na+/K+ transporting subunit beta 1 (gene ATP1B1). The record is from RefSeq and is a predicted model, not a curated record. Gene Ontology annotation, molecular function: ATPase activator activity. NCBI's taxonomy places the organism in Eukaryota, Metazoa, Chordata, Amphibia, Anura, Bufonidae. Gene Ontology annotation, biological process: potassium ion import across plasma membrane; intracellular potassium ion homeostasis; intracellular sodium ion homeostasis. The transcript is spliced from 6 exons. The coding region runs from base 225 to 1136 and encodes 303 amino acids. Gene Ontology annotation, cellular component: sodium:potassium-exchanging ATPase complex.